UGUUGUCAAGGAAGAUUGAGGUUAUGUUCGUUUGUUUCUUGACAACCAAACAACAAAUUACUAGAAACAACUGUAGUACUUCAAGGUUUUGAACUAUAUUUUCCUGUUUUGUUAAAAACUAAUACUAUAUACGUUGAUUCACGACCUUUUGCUACUUACUUUACAAUGAACACAAAUUUACUCCGACUAAAAAUAUCGGAAUUAACCAAAAAGUACUCCAACAAGAAGGUUAGUGUUGAUGAAGAUUUAUCAUUAUCCGACGAUUAUUCUGGUGGUGAGGAUGAUACAGUAAAAUAUCGUUUAAAGCCAGAUAAUUUUGUUACAAAAAAGGCAGUUGAAGACUCAAAAUUAUCUCAACCUGUCAAUAAAUCUCUUAGUUUUCAUCAAAUUGAACCCUUGAAGUCUCCUCAAGUUGUUACACCUAAAUCUGGCAGUUCUCGUAGUGAAAAAGGCAAGAAACGUCAUAAAUUGUCGGAUACACCAAGGUCUACAAGUAUUACCAGUGUAAGAAGCAGUAAACAUUUAGAUUCCUUGGAUUCUCCCCAGGACAUCACACAAAGAUCCAAAAGUCUUAGUGACAAAGUUGACAAUUUUAGCGACCUCCUCAGCGACGAAGAACUAGAAAAUCCUCAAGAAAUCGACGAAGAUAGUGACGAUUCUUCAGAUUAUCACCCUCUAAAAAACAUUCACCUAGUGUCUGAUGAUUUCCUGGAAGAUAUUCAUACAGCUUCUGAAGCUUCUCCCAAUUCUGAGAACGUAGAGGAGAGACUAACGAAUAGGAGUACACCACGUAGUGUCAAGAGCAUACCGUUAUCUCCUUUUAUCAGUCCUCCAGCACUGAUUAGUAAGAGAAGUGAAAUUCAAACUAAAACAUUCACAAGUGAAAAUGAUAGUGUAAUAGAGGAACAGCUAGAGAGUGACGGUAAUAUUUCGAAAAACUACGAAUCUAGCUUUGAAAAUGAGGAUGAAUCCAGUGGUAGCGGUACAAAAACUUUGAAAAAAUCUAGUAAAAGUGGGUCAGAAACUUUGAAAACACGGAAAUCAUCCAGGCGUUCAAGUUUGUCUAAUAAUUCUAGAAAUAUUCAAGAUUUUGAUACUUCAACAUCAGCUUCAAUUGUGAAAACACCUUCUGAAAGCUCCGUACAAGAAUCUGUGACUAAUAGAUCAAAUAAAAGCAGUGGAAGGUCGAGUAAAUCAGAGGAUGUGGAAGAAAUUUUAGAAUCCGACACAAAUAGUGCAUCUGAAAGUGAUCGGAAGGAUUCAUCGAGAGCAGGAGAACAGGAAGAAGGAGGAGGUCCUGAGAAAGUAGAAGAAGAUGAAGGGAGGAUACAUGAUAAUGAUGACGAAGAAGAAGAAAGAAAAGAAACUGAAGACAAAAGGGUAACCAAAUUACUAUCAAAAUCAAACACCCUUAACAGUGGAGCAACAUCCGAGAUACAAGACUUGAAAACAAAAGAGUACCAAGAAAGUAGAAUUAUUCUUCCAAAUGAUUUGGAAAAAACUAAAAAAGAUACAAAGGUUGAAGAGAGUAAACAAAGUGGAGAGACCCCCUUAAAAAAAUCUACACAAUCUAUAUUGUCAACUGGACAAGAAAUAAAAACUUCCAAGACCAAAAAAUCAAACACCAAAUAUGUUCAAUGUGAUUUGAUAACAGAUAGAAGACCGAUUCAUAAAUAUCGUAGAAGGACUCCAUUCUACUACGAUUUUGAACCAUCUUACAGAGAUCAUAGAAGAAUUAUUCCAGUUUAUUACGAUUUUGAGUCACCGUACAGGGAAGAAAAUAUUAUUCAAACCCCAUUUCUACCUCGAAGAAAGCCACUGAAAAUAGAUACAAGAGUAAAGAAUUUGCCAAAUCGACCAGUUUUGACAACAAAUAUUGGGUUAUUUGGAGGAAGUACUUGUUUAGAUAACGAUUUGGACUUUCAUGUUGACUGUGAUAACAAUAUCGGAGAUAAUGAACUGAAUCCAGUAAUUGCAAUGGAUAAGAUACUAAGGAACCAAAUUAACUUAACCAAGUAUUUUAUGGAGAGUCACCAUAACAUGUACAUGGCAUGUUGUAAAAUUGUGAAAUCUUUGAACGAGGACUAUAAAAAUGAUGGAUUAAUUUCAUGACUAUAAAAAUGGAUUAAUUUCAUAAGGAAGGUGAUGUAUGUAUAAUGAGAAUGAUUGGAGCUGAGAUUUGUAGUUUUUUAAAUGUAUCAUAUUUUGUCAAAAUAAAGAGUUUGAUUUUGAAAGCAUUGGCUUUCUUCGAUUGGUCCUGGAUAUCACAAUUAGUAAUUUGAUUGUAUGGUAAGAGAUGUGGUGAUAUUUUUCCAUAAUUGAAAGAAUAAAACGUUGAUGUUGUCAAUACCAAUGUAACUAUUAAUAUUGGAAAAUUAGU
This is a messenger RNA of Nilaparvata lugens (brown planthopper), 2380 nucleotides long. Its product is annotated as probable serine/threonine-protein kinase MARK-A. The coding region runs from base 166 to 2112 and encodes 648 amino acids. NCBI's taxonomy places the organism in Eukaryota, Metazoa, Arthropoda, Insecta, Hemiptera, Delphacidae. The record is from RefSeq and is a predicted model, not a curated record. The transcript has 2 exons.